This is a messenger RNA of Dufourea novaeangliae, 1579 nucleotides long. RefSeq names its product HMG box-containing protein 4. Bases 140 to 1480 code for a protein of 446 amino acids. The transcript is spliced from 5 exons. Lineage: Eukaryota; Metazoa; Arthropoda; Insecta; Hymenoptera; Halictidae. The record is from RefSeq and is a predicted model, not a curated record.
GUUGUUUUUAAAAACGUCAUAGAAUUAAAACGCAGUUGCUUAGACGAGGAACGAGAAUUUCUUCGUGGAAAAAAAGUGGGAAACAUUUGAAAUCAGAUGCACUCGCUCCGGAAAAAGGAGAGAAAGUUCUUGUUCCGAGAUGCAAACCAAUAUUCAUAAGCCCGCGAAAUCCGAUAAGACGCCGCGGCGCAAGAAGCUCAUCCCUGAACCACAAAGCAACGCUAUGGAUAUGAUCGUGACGCCGAAACGUCAGAAAAGUGACGAUCUAGAGGUCACUGGUAUCUCCCGCAGUGGCCGUGUGAGAAAGAAAUCUUCCAAACUCGUUGACUUUGAGUCACCAGAUGAUUUUGCGGAUAACAAGUACAAACGUCAAAAAGCUCAACAAUUACAAAAUCAACAAUUGUUGGAUAGAUAUGAGGCCGAGCAUAUGUCGCCCAAUCAAUCGAUACAACAUGGAAGUGGUGGAAGGCAGAGGAAACAUUCUAAUUCUAAUUCAAAUUCCGGUCCACAAAGAGUCAAGGCUGAGCCAUUGUCGGAUAACGAAAUGCAAUCGUCUGGAACUGAAUCCGAUGAUCCCUCCGGGCUGAAUGAAGACGAAAGAUACAGCAUGGACUCUGGAAGCGAGGACGAAGUAGAUCCUCUUAUGAUAGACGAUAGAGAGGCAGGUUUUAGAAAACUGGAGCCACCUGGCCAAGAAACAACUUCGCAAGCGAAUAGUUUGUAUAUGCUUGAGAAAUGUAAGAAAAAGCUAAUCAUUAAAGAUGGCAAAAUAAUAGGUAGAAUGAAGGCACAACGAAAAGACAAAGGGAAAACAAGAUUUACUGCUUACAUGUUGUGGGCUAAAGAAAUUAGGCAAGAAUUACUAGAGCAAUGUCCUUACAUGGAUUUUGCGGCAAUUUCGAAACGGUUAGGAGAACUGUGGGCUACAGUGCCGAAUCUGGAAAAGUAUAACUGGCGCAGACGCGCGAAACGUUUGGCGGCAAAGCCUCAUGUUUUACCCCCAAGUAAAGAUGAGCCUGUAUGGAAAAUGCCGGCGCCCGCUUCGCGAAAAAAAUUCAUUAAUAAAAGUGGUAACGGAAAAGAGCACAAGUCUACCUCGAGAAAGACCAUUCAACUAGGUCUGCCGUCGGUUAUAGGGAACGUUCCGGUGUCGCCACCGUCGAAUCGAUCCGGAAAAGAUUUGGUCAAUGAACCACUGAUAGGUACGGGAAUGUAUAAAGUAGUAGGAACGCAACCGAUCGAUGUGGCCGCUCAUUUGAAACUUCUCGGCGAGAGCUUGACGAUUAUUGGGGAACGUUUAAAGGAACACGACGGGCAAAUUGCGGUCUCUGGCAGUCUGUCGGUUUUAUUGGACUCUCUUCUCUGUGCAUUGGGCCCCUUAAUCUGUUUAACGCAACAGGUACCGGAAACUAACGGAGCUAAACACGAAACACUUUCACAAAUGCUCGAUAAUAUCGCAUAUCUCAUGCCUGGUUUGUAAUAUAUGUAUCAAAUUGUCUAGAAGGUAAACACUUGUAAUAUACACUAUAAAUACAUUGUAUAACUAUUGAUAAUACGUUGACGUAGCCAUUAAGUUCAC